This is a messenger RNA of Colletotrichum gloeosporioides, 2238 nucleotides long. RefSeq lists its product as uncharacterized. Gene Ontology annotation, cellular component: RSF complex. The record is from RefSeq and is a predicted model, not a curated record. The coding region runs from base 1 to 2238 and encodes 745 amino acids. Gene Ontology annotation, biological process: regulation of DNA-templated transcription. NCBI's taxonomy places the organism in Eukaryota, Fungi, Ascomycota, Sordariomycetes, Glomerellales, Glomerellaceae. The transcript is spliced from 5 exons.
AUGGUUCCGUCACGCAAACGGACCAUUGAAGAAAUCGACGAUGUACGAGAGGAACCGACCCUACUCCAUCGCAUUCGCAGCCAAUGGCAAUUUGCCAACCUGUGUCAAUGGAUCUUUCUUUUUGGGAAGGUCGUUAAGAUUGACGACAGUCUGGAUACCGAAGAUAUUGAAACCGAAUGCCUCAAGCCAAACGCGCCCGUGCUCCAGGACAUUGGCCUGGCUCUUCUCAAGUUCAUAUCGUCGCACAGAGGCUUGACGCACGAAUUGUUCGAUGAGUACACCAGGAGGCAAUAUUUAGCUAGAGCGCCCGAAAAGAAUCCGUUUGGUUCCGAUGAGGUUGCUGCAAAAUUCGCCGACUUUGACAUUCAGAUUCUCCAGCAAAUGACACAAUGGAUUAUGCUACGUCCCGAACGCGUAAGGGAGAAGAUGGAGGAACAGAAGGAUGUUGACCAGGCCAGCUGGCGGAUAGAACCCCUGGGCUGGGAUAGGGAUGACCGCACCUACUUUGUCCUUGAUGACAAUAGGGUAUACCGCCUCACCGAUGCUCCACCAAAACAAGUAACACCGAAGAAGAAGUCCAAGCCGACCAAGUACGGCUCUCGGUCUAACAAGAGGCGCCGCGUCUCUGCAGCAGAGGCUGCCGAUGAACCGGAUCAACCCCCAAGCGAAUCCACGGAAGCACCUUCGCCUACUCGCGAGGACGACGGUCUCGGUGGCAUGAGGUGGGAAUGUGUUGCUGUGACCCUAGAAGAUGUCCAAGGGCUUAUCGCCUCUUUUCACAAAACCAAGGACGACAACGAGAAGAUACUGCGAGACUCUCUACGAGACCACUUGCUGCCCAUUUUGGAGAAGCAAGAAGAGUCGAGGAAACGCAAAGAGCAGCAACGCGAGAAGGAGCUUCUUAAUUUGGCGAAAAUGGCGAAUGCCAAACGAUCAAGCAGGAUCGCUGGCAAAGUUGAACAACAGAAGCAAGAGGAGAAGGCCAAGGAGGAGGCCCAAGUGGUCCAGGCUCAACAAGUUGCUGCAAGGAAAGAGGAGCAACAACGGCUCAAACUCGAAAAAGAGCGAGACUCAAGGCUGUUGUCCCGUGAAAAGCGCCUGAAAGAGCGGGAAGCCCGGCGCUCACAGCACGAAAGAGAACUCUCUCAGCUUUCGGAAGACAACCGCAGUGGUUCAGGUCGCGUAUCGGAACGUCGACUGCAGGCUGAGAUCGAGAAGAACAAGCGUGCGCUCCAGGAGCUCGAUGACGAAGACGAAGAGGAUGACUGGAUCUUCGACUGCAUUUGUGGCGUUUAUGGCCAGGUAGAUGACGGGACGCAUAGUAUCUCCUGCGAGAAGUGCAAUGUCUGGCAGCACAGCAAGUGCGUAGGCAUAAGUGAGACCGAGGCUGAGAGAACAGAAUUCCACUUCGUCUGUCAGACUUGCCGGCGACGCGCGAAGGAGGCGGCUGCAAGGCCACGGACAACAAUUAAGCUGAAGGUCAGUCGUCCCUCCGACUCGUCACCUGCCAGCCAGCUCCCCACAGCAUAUAGUCCCAGGCCAUCUGCUGGAAUCAUGGGCGAAAUUUCAUCACGCUCACAACCGAUGGAUGGACCGAGCGUUACCCAGACCGAUGAGAGUACGCAAUCAACCUCUUUCUCUGGGGACAAGACUACUCAGCCUGAGUCCAACUCACAAGACGGGAAGACAAUCUUGGACGGAGUGUCUCCUGUUGCCACGCCAGCCGCUGGACCAUCGGAACCGUCAGACCGGGUCAGAGAGGGAGAGUCAGGCAAAGAAGGCAGUAGUGAGCCAGCGACACCCAAGGCUGAUGACUCAGUCGGUGUUGCAGUGCACUUCAUGGCUAACGGGUCCGUAUCAACUGGUCGCGAUGGGUUGCCGGCGAGCCCCACUCGACUGGAGGCAACUCCUGGCCCUGCAGAUACUUCAUCGCCCAGGCCAGGAGUGUCUAGCUUGACAGCAACCCCAGUGAUCAGUCGCGAAUAUGGCGUUCCUGGCUCAGCACACUCAUCAUUCACACUACCCUCAGCUGAAGCUGGGCUUUCCCCGACGAAGCAUUCACCUCCUCUGCCCCGUCCGCAACCACCCAGCAUCAAGACACCUGCUUUGCCUGCUGUCCUUCCGCCUGUAGCGACGUUGUCACCGUCCCCACGUCAGCAGAUUUUGACGCCUCCGAUCAAGUCUACAGAGCCAGGUCGGCGAUCGCUGCCUCCAGGGUCGACUCCCGGCGCCAUCUGA